This is a messenger RNA of Penicillium coprophilum, 672 nucleotides long. RefSeq names its product oxidase ustYa family protein. The coding region runs from base 1 to 672 and encodes 223 amino acids. Lineage: Eukaryota; Fungi; Ascomycota; Eurotiomycetes; Eurotiales; Aspergillaceae. The record is from RefSeq and is a predicted model, not a curated record. The transcript is spliced from 6 exons. Gene Ontology annotation, biological process: mycotoxin biosynthetic process.
AUGUCUGAAGAGAGCCGACCUUUUAUUUCACGCGGAUCGGGAUCGUUGUCGGAGAAAUCGGAUGAGUCGUCUGAAAAUUUCGUGAUUGAGCGCCAUCAAUCCAAGUCUCUGCGGUUUCUGCGGAUUGCUUGUGUUCUGGAACUCAUUGCUCUCAUCGUGCUGGCGGCUGGACUCGUUCUUGCUUUCAAAACAAGACCUUCAGAAUCAGAUUCGGAUCUUGAAUGCGCCCGAAAGGUAUCAGCUUAUUCCCCUCUUCUCGCAGAACCUGACUUGGUCAAAUAUACGGAGUACGAUCUUCCACUAUACUUUAACGAGAAAACGGAUUAUCGUGGUCCACCAACCCCAGAGAGGGAGGUAAUGUGGGAGAAACUUUGGCACCAGGGUGCAUUUGAAGUUCCCGAAGACAAAUUGGGUGUCAUGAACAAAUCACAUUCAGGUCGGACAUAUAAACAUGUUCCACCGGAAGUCGGAACUGGUUAUGCGGCUCAGCUGGAAGUCCUCCAUCAGUUGCAUUGUGUGCACAUGCUUCGACAAUGGUCCUACAAAGAGCACUGGCUUGACCGAGGACUUGACUUACCUGGAAGUCUCUACGGAGACCCAAAGCUCACGAGGAUGCAUCUAGAUCAUUGCAUCGAGGUUUUACGAGCAAACAUCAUGUGUAGGUACAUCUGA